Molecule: messenger RNA, 1065 nt
Organism: Chionomys nivalis (European snow vole)
Lineage: Eukaryota; Metazoa; Chordata; Mammalia; Rodentia; Cricetidae
Gene: Cenpx
Product: centromere protein X
Exons: 4
Coding region: 85-450 (121 amino acids)
Biological process (GO): DNA repair; replication fork processing; resolution of meiotic recombination intermediates
Cellular component (GO): FANCM-MHF complex; Fanconi anaemia nuclear complex
Source: RefSeq, a predicted model, not a curated record
GAGAGCGCGCACUGAGACUGUGGCCAUGGAGGAAAUGAGCGGCUUCCCGAAGGCAAGUAUCUCAAGCUCUUCUUGACAGCCCCUAUGACAGCCUCCCUCAAAGCACAGCCGGCCUCAUCUCCUCAGCCUGGGAAGAGGCCGAGGGAUGGCAGAGUUAUAGCUGGAAGUUACAACCAUGCUCCACCAGGGCUGGUACUUGGGGGACCUGUUGGGAAUGGCACUGACUCCCCGCCCUUCUUCCAGGAGCUGGUGAGCAGAGUACUGCACCUGCACUUCAGGGAUUGCAAGACAAAAGUCAGUGGGGACGCGCUGCAGCUCAUGGCGGAGUUCUUGAAGAUCUUCGUGGUAGCCGCUGUCCGUGGGGUGCAGCAGGCCCAGGCAGAGGACCUAGACAUCGUGGAUGUGGAUCAGCUGGAGAAGGUGCUCCCUCAGCUGCUCCUGGACUUCUAGAGGUUGGCCUGUGGCCUGCAGAGUCUAGGACGAAGUCCCGUCAGCAUUGACAUCCUGUUCCCCAGUUCUCCAGGUUCCAGAGAACGGGAGGACACCAGGAGCUGUUACCCUCCCUAGCUAUCGCCUCUGGGGGUCUGUGUGAGACAGGUGCAGGGAAGGUGGGCAGCCUUCCCAAAGCCACCCACCCCAACCACCCCCAUUCAUUAUAAACAAAGGCUGGCGGUGCUGCCUUCUUGCCCCCCCUCCAUCAGAGCUGCUGUGUGGCUUUUAACCACCGGACCAGGAUGCUUCCCUGCGCUGUAAAUUUGUUCUUAUAAAGCAACAUCAAUAAGUCAACACCAUCUCUCCGAGGCUUGGCCUUCUUGUUGCCAUUAAUCACACAGUCUAGUUGCUUCAAAGCCUGAGCCCCACGCUCCCUUCCAUCCGUCUCAGUGGGACAAAUGCAGAACGCUCAGAAAGGACAGGAUGACAAACAGCAUGUGUGCACACGCUGCCGUAAAACCAGAGCCUGCACACAUGUGGCUGGCUCACUCCUGCCACAGCCACAGCAGCUGCCACUAGUAGGCAGUGCAGUCCAAGAAUGUCUCUGUGAACCAGUAACGGUUCACCGGUUCA